AAUUGUUAAAAAAAGCAAAAUGUGUGGACUUUAACCUUGUGUUGGUUACUCUAUAAUGAGAAUGUAAAACAGGAAGUUUCAGUAUUGAGUGAGGCUUGAUCGGAGAGGAGGGAGGGAAGGGAUGGGACAUCUGCCGCUGACGUUUGUUGUGCUUUCAUAUGACUCAAACACUUCACAGGUUACAGCAGUGGAUAAACUCAUUGUGGAACAUCUUAUCUAAUAUGGAUCCCUCAACGGGGCCAUAAACAGAGGCUGAAACCCAGGAAACUGACUUGCUCACGGCGUACGUCUUAGUUCGCUGACUGUUUCAACAACAAUGAGGGAAAACCACAUACCAGCCUGAUUGGGACGUCAUGUUGCUCCUAGAAGAAAUAUGUGCAACAAAAUGCUGUAGGACGUCUGCUGCAGCGUGAAGCAGAAUGUUUCCUCCUGAAUGGAUCUGGGGCAUUUUGCUGGCUCUGCACGGGUCAGCCUGGGCAUUGGAGGUUUCUAAAUAUGACAGGGAUACAGUCAUCUGCUCACAGGGUCUUUCCGAUUGCAUCCUGAAAAAUGAAUUUUUUAAAGCUAACAACAACGUGGCAUUUCAGAAGCUGAAACCUGGUUUUAAGCUGUGCAAAGACAGAAAAGCUUAUGUAUUGUGUCUGGAGAUAGAGCUAGAGCUCCACAUCCCUCUGGAUUCAGUCAGGGAGGAUGAAGUCCAGUCUGGAGAUGAUGAUGAGGCUGACAGAGAUGAGACAACGGAUGAACAAGCUUCAGUGACUGCCUGUUAUCAAAUUCCCAGGGGUUUGUCCACAUGCAAGAAGGUGGAAUUUACCAUCAAUCACACAGCUCUUGCUCAACAAAACCAGACCAAGGUUUCCAUAGUAAUCACUCAGUCCAAUGGGAUUAACUAUGGAAAUCAAAUCAUUAUCCUAACCACUUUAACCACUGCAGAGGACAUUUUUGCACCUUCUCUAAAUGAAGUGUGUUCCUUCAAACGGCAGAAGCAUAUACAUGUGCCAGAGUGUCAAGUGCCCAGAGUUAAUUUUAUUCUAAAUCUGACAACCAAUCAAGUUGAGCUGCAGUUCAGUGGCAGGAGUAAGACCUCGCCCGCGUUGUGUUUGCAGUAUGAGAAAAACGGAAUCUGUCAGGAACCAAGCCAAAACACCAUCCCAUUUUAUUCUGUGGCCCCCUGCUUGUGUAUCCAGGCAUGGUAUAAGACUGACCAGGUGUCUAGACGCAUUGAGAAGUGUCCCUUCAAUGGCUGUUUUCCCAAAAUCUCUAAUCAAACAUUACGACAUCACUUACAACAAAACAUGUGGAACAAUGUGACAGUGGACAUGCGUUUGAGCAAAAUGACAAAUGGAGACAUGAUGUUGUUAUGGAACAUUUCCGCCCCCUGCCGGCUUGAAGGGGAAGUGCAUCUCUGCCACAAAACAAACUGCAAGGAAAGGAAAGACAGCAGGCUGUUGUCCAAUGACACAUGGAAACAGAACAUCAAGGGACUUUGGGUAAAUGAAGUGGCCUUUGAAAGCAUAGACGAACAGAUUUCACAUUGUGUGAUGGUCAGAAUACAAGGAUUAGAUCAUGAAUUUGGGAAAAUCUGUACUAAUGAUGCUUUUGUUGCUCUUGCUGCAGCUGGCAGAUGGCACUGGAGUCUCCUGGUUGUUGGUGUGCUGCUGCUUGUGUGUUUGACUGCACUCAUGAUUUGUGUACUGCAUGAUUAUGUCAAAAAAUGGGCGUGGAGCUGGCCUCAUGGAGGAUUUGUAAAGAUUGGCAGAAAAGGUCAUUUGGUUCUGCUGAGCCCUCCAGAUGUGGAUGAUGGUGUUGCCGAGUCCGUUCAUCAGCUUGGGUCCCUCCUCUGCAGCCAGGGCUUCAGCGUAUCCGUGGACCAGUUCAGCAGGAAGGAGCAGUGCUCUCAGGGACCUCUGCUGUGGUUCCACUCACAGAUGCUAAAGCUGGACCGGAUGGGUGGCAGAGUUGUGCUUGUUGUCACCCCGAAAGCCUCACAAAGAGCCGAGGAGUGGAGCCGUUUAAACAGAGAUGGAGCAGCUAAAAUGACACAGCAGUUCCUGUCUCCUUACUCCGACCUGUUUACUGCAUCACUGUGCCUCAUUCACAAACACAAGAGUCUGGGCAAGGCAGCCGAGCGCUUUCUUCUGGUGAAAUUUGACUCCAGUAAUCAAAAAUCUCUCCCAGAGCUGCUCCGGGGCCUACCUCUGUUUCAGCUCCCCUCUCAGACUCAGUCGCUCCUGACUGAGCUGACGGUGGUAGAGACUAACAUGGGGCCCGGCGGGUGGAUGUGGAGGGGAUGCAGGUAGAAGGCUGAUGGAGGGAAAGUUGGAAUGCUCCAGAAAUGGCACAAACAGCCCAGCUGCAGAGUGAAGGUUACGGAAUCUGAUGGACAGAAGACACUUUGAAGACUUCACUCCAAAUAUGUUGAUUAAAAGAAAAAUUUUGAGACAAAUAUUUUAGUAUAGCAGGUGGACAGCAAAGUUUUUAGGAAAGGUGUUUGGCUCCACAUGCAAAACUGCAACAAAAGUGAUGAGAUUAAAAACGACCAGUGGUUGGACACCGAGGAAAUACAUGAAGCCCCAUCAGAAUUAGAUUACUAUCUUAAUUAUUAGCCAUUUUUAAUGUAUUAAAAAGAUCUAAACAUAAAAACGAGACGUUCUAUUUUCCACAGUCUUGUAUCCAUAAAGCUGUCAACAUCGGUCUAUAAAUACUUUUUGUGUCACACUGAAGUUGGUGAGUCAGUCUCAUUGGCAGAAACUAGUGUCAGUUUACCAGCACUGGGGUGUGCUUGUCAAGUGUUUCUCUGCAUCUCAGAGGGGUGGUGUUAACAGACAUGCCUGGUUACAGCAAGUUCCACCCACUCAGGAGGUUGUCUUCAUUGCAACAAAAGUUUUUCUGGACAAGUCACAGAAGCGUCUCGGUUGGCUUCAUUCUGUUAAAAGUUGUCAAACACGGUUCUGUUCUGGUGACUCAAAGGUAAACACACUAAAUUAUUAUUUAUUUAACAACUGUUUUAGUGAGCGACUGAGUUUAUUCACAACAAGAUGGUAUUUAUUUUAUUUUUAAUUUUGAAUGCUGCAGCACUGAGAGGCUGUGUUAAAACUCCUAAAUUAGGUUAAAGGAGCAUUACAGAUGUUUACUGGAGCUGUGCAAAGUAUUGUAAAAAUGAAGGUUUGCUUCAAAAGUUAUGAACUCACAAAUAUGAAGUAUUUUCAUCCUGUAAAUUGGUACAGAUCCUUCAAACCCUUUGUUUCAUAUUCAGAUAGUUUUUUUUAAUCGGUGUGCAACUUUGAAAAGAAACUGUGGAUUCUAUGAGGAAAGCUGAGUAUUAAGACAAUGCAUGAAGUAUAAAUAUUCAAACACAAAUGCAGAUUUUACCUCAAAUCAUAGCUCACCAUAAUGUUAAGCUUCUUUCUAGGAGUUUUUAUGCAUUCUGUUCCUGGUUCCCAAUAAACACUACCUACCACCAUCA
Molecule: messenger RNA, 3466 nt
Organism: Nothobranchius furzeri (turquoise killifish)
Lineage: Eukaryota; Metazoa; Chordata; Actinopteri; Cyprinodontiformes; Nothobranchiidae
Gene: il17rc
Product: interleukin 17 receptor C
Molecular function (GO): interleukin-17 receptor activity
Source: RefSeq, a predicted model, not a curated record